Messenger RNA from Oreochromis aureus, 8653 nucleotides. RefSeq names its product signal peptide, CUB domain, EGF-like 1 (gene scube1). The transcript has 23 exons. Gene Ontology annotation, cellular component: cell surface. The coding region runs from base 1525 to 4587 and encodes 1020 amino acids. Gene Ontology annotation, molecular function: calcium ion binding. Gene Ontology annotation, biological process: signal transduction. NCBI's taxonomy places the organism in Eukaryota, Metazoa, Chordata, Actinopteri, Cichliformes, Cichlidae. The record is from RefSeq and is a predicted model, not a curated record.
UGGAUAUUUGUUUAUUUAAACAUCCAUGCCAAUAAAGCCCUUAAAAAUGAAAAUGAACACAUUAAAACGUCACCAACCCUUACACCAAGUGCUUGAUUUGGUUUGUUCUGGAACCAUGUGACCAGCAAACACUUCCACCAAUCUCGUACUGACCAGAAAUCAGAAAGUGCUUUAAGUACACUCAGUUUCAAUCCUCAGUGUGACAGCUAGUUUCUAGGAGGAUGGAAUUUUGUUUUCUCUAACCACUAGAGGGUGGAUGGAUUCAAAGAUCUGAAUCCAGGCAAGGAUCACCAGAGGUCUUUGCUGUAUGUAAAAGAUGUCUGAAACAUUAAUGAGGAAGCUGCUUAAGCCUGCAUUCUCGCUAAAAAUCAUUGCACACAAAUAAUUCAAUAGUCUGGGGGGAAAUAGUCCCUGGUGUGUUUGAUCCAUGCCCUCAUCAAAGGCUUUAACAAUAGAUUUAUGGGUUUAUAUAUAGCAUGUUGUCUAGUUUGUAAGUAAGAGUAUUGUUCAUCAGAGGAGGACUACAGCUCACUACCAUGUGAGCAUACGGUGCCCCUCAGUCUCAAAGCCAGCCUCUGCUCACGAUGCUGUGAUGGCAAAGGAGCAAAGAAUAGUGUAGUGAUUUUAAAAAUAUCACAGACCAGUGAGUGACUGUGUGAUGGCCGUGUUCAUCUUUUAUAUACAGUCUAUGUAUCUGACCCAAGCAAGAAACACAGUCUGACGUGCAUUUUAAAGCAAAUAAUAUCUGUAGACAUUUAAAUAGAUUGCUCUUACUCAUAACCACCGACUAGGAUUGCUCAAAGAAAAGUGCAUGCGCGCUGACAGCACUCUCUGUAUCGCCGGCGAAAGCUUUUAGUGGCGCGUUUGACUUUUGGCAUGUUAGAAAUAAAGUGUCAUCGGUAUUUGUCAUAUGUCAUGUGCGUGGGUUCUGACCAAAAAGUACCUUUCCCUCUCCGUGGCCUCAGGCUAUAUCCACACUAAUGCCUAACUGUUUUAGUCAUAUAAAGAGGCCCGGAGAGGUUACUAUACCAGUGAUUUCACACGGGAAAACUUUAAUAAAUUCUUAAAAAUUAAAAAAUCAACUCCUGGAAUGUCUUGGGGGUCGCUGGCUUUUUUGGUCAUUUUUCACAAUGAUCUUUUUAUCGCAGAGUUUUGAGUUUGAAAAGAACCCGAGUACCUCCAUCACGUUGUCGUAGCCACUCUGUAGUCGCCCACUCUCUCUCUCUCUCGUUCUUACCGGCAUACACCAGCCAAUCAGAAAGCUAGGAUUCCCCCCACCACCCCUACCCCGUCUCUCUCUCCCCCUCUCUCUCUCUUCUCUUGCACUGCCAGUCCACUGAAAGCGGUCCUCCUCCUCUCCUGUCACACACACACACACGCACACGCACGCUCACACACACACACACACACACACACACACACACACACACACACACACACACACACACACACACACACACACACCACUCAGUCCAGUCCAAACCCCCAGAAAAGCCGUGCUGAAUCCUCACACCGUCUGUCAGCAUGGGGAGCGCUUGUUUUUCCCGGGACUUUUGUUUGUUUAUCCUCCUCAUAAAUACUUGCGGGGUGAUGGGGAAUGCCGGACUGGCAGAUGUAGAUGAGUGCGCAGAAGGCUCAGACGACUGCCACAUCGACGCCCUCUGCCAGAACACAGCCAAAUCCUACAACUGCAUCUGCAAGCCUGGAUACAAGGGAGAUGGAACACAGUGCGAGGACAUGGACGAAUGUGAGAAUGACUACAACGGGGGCUGUGUCCACGAAUGCAUCAACAUACCAGGCAACUACAGGUGCAUGUGCUACGAUGGAUUCAUGCUGGCCCACGAUGGACACAACUGUCUGGAUGUGGAUGAGUGUCUGGACAACAACGGUGGAUGCCAGCAAGUGUGUGUUAACACCAUGGGGAGCUAUGAGUGUAUGUGCACAGAGGGCUUCUUCCUCAGUGACAACCAGCAUACCUGCAUCCACCGCUCUGACGAUGGAAUGAACUGCAUGAACAAGGACCAUGGCUGCGCCCACAUCUGCAGGGAAGCUCCAGGGAAAGGCGGCGUGUCGUGCGAAUGCCGUCCUGGCUUUGAGCUGGCCAAAAAUCAGAAAGACUGCACAUUGACCUGUAACUAUGGAAAUGGCGGUUGCCAGCACACAUGCAACGACACAGACACAGGGCCUGUGUGUGGCUGCCACCAGAAGUACGCCCUGCACUCAGACAGCAAGACCUGCAUUGAGAAAGAUGAGGCUGCAAUUGAGAGCUCUGAGUUCAAUGCCACGUCAGUAGCUGAUGUGGACAAGCGGGUGAAACGGCGGCUACUUAUGGAGACCUGCGCCGUCAACAACGGCGGCUGCGACAGGACGUGUAAAGACACAGCCACGGGGGUGCGUUGCAGCUGCCCUGUGGGAUUCACCCUCCAGCCUGAUGGCAAAACAUGCAAAGACAUUGAUGAAUGCCAGGAGAAUAACGGAGGCUGUGACCACUUCUGCCGAAACACUGUGGGCUCCUUUGAGUGCAGCUGCCAAAAAGGCCACAAACUUCUCACAGAUGAAAGGACAUGCCAAGACAUCGAUGAGUGCUCCUUUGAGAGAACCUGCGAUCACACGUGCAUCAACUACCCUGGCAGCUUUGAGUGCUUGUGCAACAAAGGAUACAUCCUGUACGGUCUCACUCACUGUGGAGAUAUCGAUGAGUGCAGCAUCAACAACGGCAGCUGUGAGAACGGUUGCAUAAACACCCAGGGCAGCUACGAGUGUGUGUGUCCACCCGGACAGAAGCUCCACUGGAACAAGAAAGAUUGCAUCGAGGGAGUGAAAUGUCUGCCCAAUGGGAAGCCAGCACCUCGAGCCCAGCUGACCUGCACCAAGAGCGGAGGAGCUGAGGUCUGCUCACUGUCCUGUCCCUCCAAUGCCCUCUUCCUCGCAGACUCAGAGAACAGCUACACACUGAGCUGUGGAGUGCCCGUCCAGCCUGGUAAACCUCCUCAGAAGAGGAACGUCACCACGGCUUUACCCGCCUGUGCCGACACCUUGGCACCACCCAUCAAGCAGAAGGCCAGGUUUAAGAUCAAAGAUGCCAAGUGUCACCUGAAGCCCCGCAACAAGGAGAAACACCGAGAUGUAUCCAAGCAGAACAUCCAAGGAGGUCAGUUCCCCUGCACCGAUGACUGCCAGGUAACUUUUGUCAACCUCAAGUGUGACUCGUCUAAGAAGCGCCGGCGAGGACGCAAAUCUCCUUCAAAGGAGGUUUCACACAUUACCGCUGAAUUUGAGAUGGAGAUGAAGGAGGAAGAUGCCUCAGAGUCGUGUAACGUGGACUGUGUGCGAGAGAGAAUGAAGCAGAGGCUGCAGAGUGCCAUGAGGACACUCAGAAAGUCCAUCACCAAACAGCAGUUCUACAUCCAGUUCUCUGGGACAGAAUAUGAAGUGGCCCAGAAGCCACCUAAGGCGGCAGAGGGUGCAGAGACCUGCAGCACAGGACAAGUCCUCAGAGAUGGAAAGUGUGUGAGCUGUGGUGUGGGGACAUUUUAUAGUGGGGAGCAAGAGCAGUGUGUCCAGUGUCCCCCUGGUACAUACCAGGACACGGUGGGACAACUUUCCUGUGAGCCAUGUCCCAGUACUGAAGGACAGGGAAUCGCUGGUGCCAAGAAUGUGUCCCAGUGUGGAGGUCAGUGUCCAGUUGGUCACUUUUCUGAUGACGGGUUCCGCCCAUGCCAGCCCUGCGCGCUGGGCUUCUACCAGCCAGAACCGGGCCGCGUUCUGUGCUUCCCCUGUGGAGGAGGCCUCAUGACCAAGUAUGAAGGAUCUGUGUCCUUCAGGGACUGUGAGGCCAAAGUGCACUGUGCUCCCGGGCAUUACUACAACUCCAGUACCCACCGCUGCAUCCGGUGCCCAGCAGGCACCUACCAGUCAGAAUCCAGCCAGAACUACUGCAUCACUUGCCCGGGUAACACCACCACUGACUUCGAUGGUGCUACCAACGUCUCCCAGUGCAAAAACCAGGUGUGCGGAGGGGAGCUGGGAGAGUAUACAGGCUACAUUGAGUCUCCCAACUACCCUGGAGAUUACCCAUCCAACGUGGACUGUGUGUGGAUGAUAAAUCCACCACACAAGAGACGCAUCCUCAUUGUGGUGCCAGAGAUUUUCCUCCCCAUUGAGGAUGAAUGUGGAGAUGUGCUGGUCAUGAGGAAGAGCGCCCAUCCCACCUCUAUCACCACUUACGAGACGUGUCAGACCUACGAGCGACCCAUCGCCUUCACCUCCCGCUCCCGUAAGCUCUGGAUCCAGUUCAAGUCCAACGAGGGGAACAGCGGCAAAGGCUUCCAAGUUCCAUAUGUCACCUACGACGAGGACUACCAGCAGCUGAUAGAAGACAUAGUGCGGGAUGGCAGGCUAUACGCCUCUGAGAAUCACCAGGAGAUUCUCAAGGACAAGAAGCUGAUAAAAGCCCUAUUUGAUGUGCUGGCCCACCCCCAGAACUAUUUCAAGUACACAGCAGCAGAGUCCAAAGAGAUGUUCCCUCGUUCUUUCAUCAAGCUGCUGCGCUCCAAAGUCUCCAGGUUCCUACGACCAUACAAAUAGACAGGCCCCUCCACGGUCCUGAUCAACAACCCUGACAUCCUGCAUCAUUCCAAAUCCAGCAAACUAAAUGUAACCCGAACCCCAUCCCACUUCUGCCCUGCCUCUGUCUAUUCAUCCAUGUAUAUUUGAGCUUUCUAACUUGUAAGACAUCACUAACAAUGGAGCUUUCUGUACAAGGUUUGACCGAUAGAGGUUUUUGAAGGCCAGUAUUUAUAUUUUUAUACUGUAUAUUGUAUUGAUAUAUUCUUUCUUAAAUUUGGAGAUUUUGCACUGAACUGUUAAUUACGACAGGUAUGCUAUUUGAGUAAGGGUUUAUCUGGCAGUAACAAUGAAUACAUAUUUUUCAGUAGAAACAGUACAGUAACUAUGAUAAUUUACUAAUUUAGUAAAAUCAUCUGGCAAAUAUUUCCUUUCUCUGAAUGUUUUAUAGAAUGUAUAUAAAGUGGUAAUCAAGAGGAGGAUGUGCAGCGAAACAGCAGUGUCUCAACCUGUAGGUUAUGGUACAUACCACAUGUCAGUUUGUUUCAUCUGCAGGAGAGCCCCAUGCCCGCCGCCAAAACAAGAAACAUUAUGCGCAGCUAUGUGGCAAAAAGACGACUCGGUCUAUCGACUAGUCUUUAGUAGUCUGUCAGCGCUAGGCUAACCAGCCGUAAUCCAUUCCUCCACUGCAUUCUACUUACAACAUGGACGUUUUCCGUCUUUGUACUGUUUUAUAGUCUAGCUGAUCAGGAGUGAAAAGACCUGUAACUGUAAGUCUCUCGUCAAGAGUCAGACUAAAGCCCGAAUGCAGAAGCCUGUGCAGAUGCAAGGGUGUUUAUUCCCUGCCAGACUACUUCAAAUACAAUAGGUUAUGAGAACAUAACCAACACAGGCAAACAUGUUGCCUACUCCAGCUUUAACAAAACCUCAUCUUCUCAUCCAACUCUCAAAAAGAAAGCAAAUCUAUCAACAUGUAGCUGUUGUUUAAAACAUGCAUAUUAAUAAACUCUAAAGUCAUCUAAAAGUCUGAAUGCUAUUACACAGCAGCACUUAAUAAAAGGCCAGUAUCAGCUAACCAAUAUAUCGGUCAAACUCUGUUUCUUCUUUUCUCCCAGUCAUUUCCCAUUUUUUGCACAUUCUCUAACAACUGUAUUCUACAGUCUUCCUAUUUGCUUUCUGUGUUGUUAUGUCCUUUUUUAAUAUUUAUACUGAACAUUUUGGAACUUGCAGAGGGACGUGCAGACGUUUUAAAAUUGACCUGCGAACAAGCGUGUGGACAUACACAGGUGCACACGCAGGGUACAGCCUGAACUGGAUUUCUUUAUUGGCCCUGUCGUGUACAAGACAGAGAUGAGAAAUUAAUCGGUGCACUUAAAACAGAAAUGUUAAAGUGGGGACAUCUAAAUCCACUUCAGUGGAUGCUUUAUCCAUUGGGGAAAGAUUAAAUUGGGCAAAUUGCAAAAUCUACAUUGUAAUUUUGAGAUGAGAUAAAACUACCUGCAAGUAACAAAUUGUUACGUUAUAGAGAAAUGUACGUGAUGUAACUAGUAUUUGGAACUUUAAUUGCACUUGAAUUUUAUAUUUUAAACUGUAGGGGAAAGGAUCUAAGUUACAUGUUUUGUUACCUUUUUGUGUUAUGUGCCUGGUGUGGUGGUGAUAAGAAAAAGAAGCAGCUGUGUCUCCUGAUAUUGCUUCCACUCUGUAGCUUGCAGUUACCCUCAAAUUUGUCUGAAUAACACACACACACAGAGUUAGGUAGGCUGAAGCAUCUCAAAGCCUUCGACUGUAGAAUAAACUGAAACGCAUAGAAAUACAGUGUAAGCACUGGAUUAGCCAGCCAUGCUGCCAUCGCUACAGUAUGUGUUUUCACUCCCCCAGUCCUACUUCAGCCCUCAAAUACGUUAUAUAGCUGCCAGAGAGAAGAAGUGUCUCUGUAAAAGCUUCUUGCAUGAUGGCAUUAUACAUUACAAUAUCUACAAGUUUCUAAAAUGACUUCAAACAGAUGCACACUUUUCCAUUAAAUAGGAAAUGUGAGUAUACUAUACUUUUCUUUUAUAACAAACUAAACGUUUCUGUGUCAUUCCCAUUGUUACUAAUAUGUAAACUCCUAUACCGCAUAUUGAAGAUGGACUCUAUAUCUGCACACUGAGACUGGAGUUAGAAAAGCAAGUAAGGAGUGAGUGGAGUGUUGGUCUGAAGGUGAAUGUAGUGGCGCAGUUGGAAUGAGAAGCAUCUCUUGCUCGAGUGUUUGUAGCAACUACAGCUUCACUGAACUUUAUCUGUGUGUAAUUCUGUUCAACAACAUGCAUGCUGAUGGUAAAAAUGUAAAAUCCCUUAUCAGUGCUGACGUGUUUUUAGAGACUAAUGUCCUGUUACCUGUGUCAUUCUAGUCUUUGUGCUGGGCACAAGGAAGAUAAGGGAUAGCCAGCGCUAAAUUGGAGCUCGUCACACUGACGUUCAAAUAAAUUACCACCUUGAUGGUUUUGCGACUUUUGUUCUCAAACACUGCUGAGUAUUUUUCAAAGUAGAAGAUUUCACAGCUACGAAACUUUCAGUGCACUAUGACAGUUAACUUUACUUGAUAUGAACUUGCAUGGCAUGCAAUUUGCUAGCAUGGACCAUUUUGAAACUCAGAGGACCGUUACUCAACACUUUCAGAUUUUUUAGUUUCAGUGUUCAAAUUAAACAAAUUUGCAUUGACUUCUGUGUGAAUGUCACAGAUAAAAUCCAAAGUAUUACUUGAUGCUCCCCCAGUGUCAACAGUAUUACUAGCUAACUUUAAAGCUAAGGAAAGCUAGGAUGAGCCAGCUAGUGGCUAUAUUAUUAUCAUGUGUAUGUGUCUCUGUUAGUGGGUGUGCUGCAUUAGCUGUUAGCCAGUAAAUGCCACUUGUCCUCUGAAAUUACUGGGUCAACACGUGAAGGAGCAUUCAGUAAAAUGUAGCUGUUUCAUUUUCUGGAUCCAAGUCAACGCCCGCUUUUCUUCUGCUAAGUGCUAGCUAAUGCCAGCAUUUUUCUUAACAGAUUAAUUGAAAGCCAUCUCAUGUGGCCACAUACUGUCUUUAGUAUAUAAUGUCAGUUUCAUUCAAACUCCCAGAGGUUAUUUGACACUGGCUCAUCAGUAGAAACAGCUACAGCACAGAAACCAAUUCAAUAAUCUAUUAGAAUCGAUGGUACAAACUCGUUAGUUACAUUCUUAGCUGUGCCUAUUUUUACAAAAUGACCAGCAUUUUUGAUUUAAUGUUCCAAAAACAAAUUUUCUUGAACGUACGCUACAAUACAAGAUAUUACAAAACUAUGAUGAUGAAUUUUUAAAGUCUGAAAGUUGAUUUUCAUAGUGCUCUGAAAUGAAACCAGUGACCAGAAUGUAGGAAAUCAAUCAAAAGACUUUUGCUUUGAAAAACAGUAUGCAUUUUUGUGAACUACUUGCAAUUAAUGGGCUGAAGCAAAACCUGCAGUAUGGUCCUGCAUGGCACUCACCUGGGAUAAACUGGUCAAAGUUUAGGGGUUUUGUCCAGAAUUAAAAAAAAAAAAAAAAAAGUAAGGAAAAUGAAAAACUCUAUUUUUGCAUUGGCUGAGAAUCAUCCCUGUAAGACAGACACGUGGAAAUACAGUGUGUCCUCAAGGCUGUUCUCACCAAAUCAUUGUGUAAUUUCCCAAAUUAGUCAUUUUGUUAGAUAUUCAGCUCCAGGUCAGAUAUACUGCGGUACGGCCUCCUUCUUGUUUGAGGUGGGUGCUGUUCAUUAUGAGUGUUAUGGAAAAGGUUAUAUGAAAUGCUCUAAAAAUGUAUAAUUUUUUUUCUGAGAAUGUAUUCGGUUGUGAGUGGGUAUAUGAAUGUGGUUUAUGAGUGUCAACAGAACGUGUGCGCUGCGUGACUGAUUCUUUGUGUGUGAGUCUUUGUGCUGGGUGCCUGUGAUAGAAACAGAGGUUGUGUAUGUGUACUUUAGCCCAUUUUGUAGAGGAAUAAUUUUAACGUUUGUGUUAGUUGGUUGUAUCCAAAGAGAGAAACUGUAACGCAGUGGUGUGCCAUUGUUUAGUCCAUGAAACUCCAGUACUGAACAAAUUAAAUAAAAUAGUAGCAGAAACCCAA